Messenger RNA from Marmota flaviventris (yellow-bellied marmot), 3203 nucleotides. It is a transcript of the gene Tbc1d15, whose product is annotated as TBC1 domain family member 15. The record is from RefSeq and is a predicted model, not a curated record. Gene Ontology annotation, molecular function: GTPase activator activity. Lineage: Eukaryota; Metazoa; Chordata; Mammalia; Rodentia; Sciuridae. Gene Ontology annotation, biological process: activation of GTPase activity.
AGAGACACGUGAGGUACGGCGACGUCAUCACCAGGCACGCGCAGGAAACAUGGCGGCGGCGGGUGUUGUGAGCGGGAAGAUUAUAUAUGAACAGGAAGGGGUAUAUAUUCACUCAUCUUGUGCAAAGACCAAUGACCAAGACAGCUUAAUUUCAGGAAUAUUACGUGUUUUAGAAAAGGAUGCUGAAGUAAUAGUGGACUGGAGACCAUUGGAUGAUGCAUUGGAUUCUUCAAGUAUUCUCUAUGCUGGAAAGGACUCCAGUUCAGUUGUAGAAUGGACCCAGACCCCAAAAGAAAGACCUCAUCGAGGAUCAGAACAUCUGAACAGUUAUGAAGCCGAGUGGGACAUGGUUAAUACAGUUUCAUUUAAAAAGAAACCACAUACCAAUGGAGAUGCUCCGAGUCAUAGAAAUGGGAAAAGCAAAUGGUCAUUCCUGUUCAGUUUGACAGACCUGAAAUCAAUCAAGCAAAACAAAGAAGGUAUGGGCUGGUCGUAUUUGGUAUUCCGACUAAAGGAUGACGUCGUACUCCCUGCUCUGCACUUUCAUCAAGGAGAUAGCAAACUACUGAUUGAAUCUCUUGAAAAAUAUGUGGUAUUGUGUGAAUCUCCACAGGAUAAAAGAACACUUCUUGUGAAUUGUCCGAAUAAAAGUCUUUCACAGUCUUUUGAAAAUCUUCUUGAUGAACCAGCAUAUGGUUUAAUACAAAAAAUUAAAAAGGAUCCUUACACAGCAACUAUGGUAGGAUUUUCCAAAGUGACAAACUACAUUUUCGAUAGUUUAAGAGGCAGUGAUCCCUCUACACACCAACGACCACCUUCAGAAAUGGCAGAUUUUCUUAGUGAUGCUAUUCCAGGCCUAAAAAUAAAUCAACAAGAAGAACCAGGAUUUGAAGUCAUUACAAGAAUUGACUUGGGAGAACGACCUGUUGUUCAAAGGAGAGAGCCAGUAUCACUGGAAGAGUGGUCUAAGAACAUUGAUUCUGAAGGAAGAAUUUUAAAUGUAGAUAAUAUGAAGCAGAUGAUAUUUAGAGGGGGUCUUAGCCAUUCAUUGAGAAAGCAAGCAUGGAAAUUUCUUCUGGGAUAUUUUCCUUGGGAAAGUACCAAGGAUGAAAGGACUCAAUUACAAAAGCAAAAAACUGAUGAAUACUUCAGGAUGAAACUACAGUGGAAGUCUGUCAGCGAGGAACAAGAGAAGAGAAACUCGAGGUUAAGAGAUUAUAGAAGUCUUAUCGAAAAAGAUGUUAACAGAACAGAUCGAACAAACAAAUUUUAUGAAGGUCAAGAUAAUCCAGGGUUGAUUUUGCUUCAUGACAUUCUGAUGACCUACUGUAUGUACGAUUUUGAUUUAGGCUAUGUGCAAGGAAUGAGUGACUUACUUUCUCCUCUUUUGUAUGUGAUGGAAAAUGAAGUGGAUGCCUUUUGGUGCUUUGCCUCUUACAUGGACCAAAUGCAUCAAAAUUUUGAAGAACAAAUGCAAGGCAUGAAGACCCAGUUAAUUCAGCUGAGUACCUUACUACGAUUAUUGGACAGUGGAUUUUGCAGUUACUUAGAAUCGCAGGACUCUGGAUACUUGUAUUUUUGCUUCAGAUGGCUUUUAAUUAGAUUUAAAAGGGAAUUUAGUUUUCUGGAUAUUCUUCGAUUAUGGGAGGUAAUAUGGACUGAAUUGCCAUGUAAAAAUUUCCAUCUUCUUCUCUGUUGUGCUAUUUUGGAAUCAGAAAAGCAGCAAAUAAUGGAAAAACAUUAUGGCUUCAAUGAAAUACUUAAGCAUAUCAAUGAAUUGUCCAUGAAAAUUGAUGUGGAAGAUAUACUGUGCAAGGCAGAAGCAAUUUCUCUACAGAUGGUAAAAUGCAAGGAAUUGCCACGAGCAGUUUGUGAGAUCCUGGGACUUCAGAACAGUGAAGUUACAACACCAGAUUCAGAUACUGGUGAAGAUGAGAAUGUUGGCAUGACUCAUCCUUCAUCUAUGUUUCAUAGUAACACCUUGCCCACCCUUGCUGCUAGUGGAGCCAGAGAUGACAGUCCAACACACAUAUCAGUGCCCCCAAAUGUCAGCAGAUUAACACCUGCAUGAUCAUUUGUCUUGCUAUUUUUUUUUUUUUUUUUAAAGACACUUGGUUGCAACUCCUUUUUAAGUACUUGAAAGGUGGACAUUUAAAAUCUUGGUAUUGAUCAUGCUUUAAGGUUUAUGGAAAGAAAGUGUACUGAUGUUCUUGCAUUAAAGCUUUACAAAGUUUUAAACUAAUUAUUUUUGUAGUUACUUCUACCAAAUAGCCUUUCCUUUUCAAAAACAUUCCUUAGUAUUUUUAUAGCCAAGUACAUUUUAUUUUCUUGCUGAUGAACUGGAAUUGGAUAAAUAUUACAAGUAGAUGAGUUGGAAAUUAUGCACUUUGAAAAACAUUCAAUUUGUUUACUCUUUAAGUUUAGUGGGUUUCGAAUUUGAUUAAAUUAAAUGUUGAGCCUUUAUAUAGCAUUCUGAGCUGAGAAGUAGAUUGUUACCCAGUGAUGAAAUUUAAAAAAUAAAUGAAUUUGUUUUUUUUCUAUUGUUUACAACAAUACUCAGCUUAAAUAUUUAUGCUGGUUGAUUGUGAUUUAAAUUGGACAUUUUCAUCAAUGCAAUUUAAUGUGUAGAUAAAAAAACUAUUCAACCAUUAUAAGUGGAUUGGCAGUAUAUUUUUUACAUUGAACUUUUCUUCACUUGUACAUAAAGACUAAAUGUAAGUACUAUUUAUGAGUAUAAGAAAGGAUAGGCAUAUUUUCUUUAACUGAAUAAACUUGACUAUUGAUUUAUAUAACCUGAUUCAACAAAAUUAAUACAUGGCUUCAAUAUGAGAUCUUUUUCAAAACUAUUUUCUUAACAUUUAUUUCGUGAGAGUACAUUCAAUCCUGUACUUGGUAUAAUUUUAAAAUUAAUUGCUUGUAACCUCACUUUACUAAUAAUGUUUAUUAUCUUUCCUAACAAUGCAUUAACUGAUUAAUCAGGUCUUUAAAUUUUUAUAAAAUGCUUUUUGCAAAAAGCUUAUGUCAAAAAUUUCAAGAUACUAUCAUGAGUCUCAAAAUAAUACUUUUUUGUAUAUGAAUGAAGCUGUUGUUUUUACCAUGCAGUAUUGCAUGAUUUUAAGUUAUGUGGAAUAAACAUAACUGUUCCGUUUUAAUUGUAAUUUGUUAACUCCUGUACAUAUCAUUAAAAUAAAUUUGAAGUUGAA